This is a messenger RNA of Chenopodium quinoa (quinoa), 1137 nucleotides long. Its product is annotated as proteoglycan 4-like. The transcript has 2 exons. Bases 144 to 911 code for a protein of 255 amino acids. NCBI's taxonomy places the organism in Eukaryota, Viridiplantae, Streptophyta, Magnoliopsida, Caryophyllales, Amaranthaceae. The record is from RefSeq and is a predicted model, not a curated record.
ACAAAGUAUAUCAUAUCCUAAACAAACAAAAACACAAACACAAAAGCAUAUCCUAAACAAACAAAAACACAAACACAAAAGCCUCUUUUGUACAAGUUUCAUUUUGUAUUUGUAUCAGUUGUUUGCUACCCUGUCAUCAAACCAUGAAUUGCCGGUUGUUUUUAGCUGGCAUGGUGCUCAUUGCUUGUGUAAUGAGUACCGGCACAAUGCUAGUUUCAGCUCGCCAUCUCCUAGAAGCUUCCGUGCCAGAGCAUCCUAAGGAGGAAGUGCCUGAGCUUCCUAAGCCCACAGUGCCUGAACUCCCAAAGGUGCCCGAGUUGCCUAAGCCCACAUUGCCUGAGCUUCCAAAGCCCACCUUGCCAGAGCUCCCUAAGCCCACUGUGCACGAGGAGCCUAAGCCCAUUGUGCCUGAAUUACCAAAGCCCAAAAAGUCUGAGAUGCCCAAGCCCAUUGAACAUGAAUUGCCCAAGCCUAGAUUGCCAGAGAUGCCUAAACCUGUUGUACCUGAAAUGCCUAAGCCCACAUUGCCUGAAAUGCCAAAACCUACCUUGCCAGAGCUCCCUAAACCCACUGAACACGACGUACCCAAGCCAACACUACCCGAACAACCAAAGCACAAAUCGGUUGAAGUGCCCAAGCCCACCGAACAUGAAGCUUCCAAGCCCAUUGCACAUGAAGUGCCUAAGCCCACCGAACAUGAAGUGCCCGAGAUACCCAAGCCAACAAUGCCUGAAUUACCGAAGCCUGUUGUGCCUGAGUUGCCAAAACCCAAGAUGCCUGAAAUGCCCAAACUCACAAUGCCCGAGAUACCCAAGCCAACUAUUCCUGAACUGCCCAAGCCUGUUGUGCCUGAACUGCCCAAGCCGACAUUACCUGAGAUCCCUAAGCCUGCCAUCCCUGGCAAACCUUGAAUGAUACAACAGUUUGCGUUUCUUGGGACUACUUGAAUGCAUAUUAUACUUUCAUUUGAUAUUUUGACACCCCUCUUUUUGUUGUGGUGUGUGUAUCAUCAGUGUAUGUGUUGUGUUAUGGUGUGAAGGGGUUUAGUGAACUUACUAUGUUAAUGUAUUUUGUCCUUCUUUCAGUAACAAAUUACGUAAUAUAUAUUUAUAUCCUUUUGAUUUCUGUAUUUGGUAA